This is a messenger RNA of Plasmodium adleri (nom. inval.), 4473 nucleotides long. Its product is annotated as conserved Plasmodium protein, unknown function. Bases 1 to 4473 code for a protein of 1490 amino acids. NCBI's taxonomy places the organism in Eukaryota, Apicomplexa, Aconoidasida, Haemosporida, Plasmodiidae. The transcript has a single exon. The record is from RefSeq and is a predicted model, not a curated record.
AUGAACAAUAUAAUAAACAAAAUUGACCCUAAUUUACAAAAGAAAGAAAAGGGUUAUAUAAAUAUUAAUUUCAAUUUUAACGAAACAAAAAACGGUAUGGAAAAAAUAUCUUAUACCCAUAAAAAUGAGAUAUCUGAUAAAAUUGUACAUAAUCAAGAUUUAUCAGAUAAUAUUCAUUACAUAAAUAAUUAUUUAACUAGCAUUUUUGAUUUGGGAAAACGUGAAGAAUCGUGGGAUAACCUUUUUUAUGGAAAUAAUAUAAAAAAAGAAGGAAAUAAAAUGGAAGAUGAUCAAAAUAAUACACUAUUAUUACGAGGUCCCACCAAAAAUUAUAAUUUGAACACUGAAAUGAAACUGGAUGAUACAUAUGAAUUUGAGAUAUCUGAACAUGAGAAUGAAAAGAAAAAAUUCGAUUAUAUAAAUAAUACAUUAAAUACAAAACAUUCAGAAAAUAUAGAUAAUGUAGAAAAUGUAGAAAAUAUGAAAAAUAUGGGAAAUUCUCAGAAUGAUGAAUUUUUAUAUAAUGAAUUUAUUUCCAGUGUAUCCCCAAAUAUAGAAUUGAAAAAAGCAAAUACAACAGUUGUUAAUAAUCUGAAUAAAGAAGAUGUUUUAAAAAAUGGAAAUAUGUUUCAUGAUUUUCAUUCAUUUAAUAAGAACAAUUUUUUUGAUGAAUGGUGUUUUAGAAGAAAUCAAGAAAUUGAUAAAAUACCAAAAAAUGAAAAUUUAGAACAUUCUAUAAAAGAGAUAUGCGAAAAAACAGAUGAUCCUUUUUUUAAUGAGAAUUAUAUAAACAUUCAGAGCAAUUAUACAAACCAUACGAUCGAUAAUAUUUUAGAAGAGAAUGAAAAUGAAAACAUGCUAUUUUUAUUGAAUGAGAAAAAUAAUAUUCAAGAAAUUAUAGAUUCAAGCAAUAAAUGCAAAAAUAUGCUUCAUAUGAAAAGAGAGAAUAUUUCAAAAAAUGAUCAAAAUGUGUAUGAUAAUUUUGUUAUAUAUAAUAAGAAUAUAUUAGAUAACAAUUCAAAUAUGAACAUUUCUAAUGGGAAGAAUUUUAAUGAAUCUCAAAAAUUAGACAUGCAAAAUGAAGAUAUAAAACUUAUUCAGUUGAUGAAUAAAAUGUUGCAAGAAAAUGAAAAAACUGAUACAAAUUUUAAGAAUGCUUUUAAUUAUCCAAAUAUUUCUAAAUUGCAUGUAGAUAAUAAAAAGGAGUUGGAUGAGCAAAAUGGGCAAUUAUAUCAGAAUAAUUGUAAUUUAAAUAGUAAUAUGGAUAUAUAUCAUAAUAUUGGGGAAUAUACUAACUUAGGGAUAUAUAAUACCAAUGUUAAUAUUGCUAAAGGAAAUGAUGAUAUAUUAAAAUGCUCUAAUUCUGACAAUGUGUGGGAAGAAAAUAUAAAAAUAUUGGAUUCAAUAAGUAUGGAGUAUUCUAAAAAUGUUAAGCAUUGUCCUUCAAACAAUGAAGAUAUUAAGCAAAUAUAUAAAAAUGAUGAUAAUGGAACGAACAUAUUAUUGGAGACUUUGAAAAGCAAAAUAAAGUUAUUAUUAGAAAAUGAAAAGGAUGAUAAUUUAUUAAGUCAAAAUAUUAUACGAAUUCUAGAUGAUUAUAAUAAGAAAAAAGACGCUUAUAUAGAUAAGAAAAAUAGUAGCGAUUUUAAAAAUAAUAAUUGUCUUAAUAAUAAUAGUGGAAAUUUUAGUAAGGAUUAUAUGUCAAAUGUGAAUUCUAACAUGGUGAAGUCAAAUAUUACAAAUAUACAACAUGGUAUAGAAUUAAAUCAUAAUUACGAAGAGAAUGAUAUGAAAAAAAAGGCGAAUGAUAAUAAUAUUUUAUGUGGGGGAAAUAUGUAUGACAGUUUAAUGUUAUAUAACAAUUCUGAUAAACCAAAUAUGCCUAAUAAUAAUAAUAAUAGUAAUCAUAGUAAUGGUAAUAAUUUGAAGGGCUCGUUGUUAGAUGCUUAUGUUAUUGAUGAUAAUGUGAAGCUAAAAAAUGGAAUAUUAGGAAAUCCAUACAAUAUGGAAUAUUCUCCCAAGUGUGUUGAAGGAUGUGUAGAUGUGGAGAAACGAAAAAAAUUAAAGCUUGCAGAAUUGUGGAAAUCUAACUCUGGAGGUGCAAAACCUGAGACAAAGCUGAAUACAAAUAAUAUUCAUAUUGUUAACAACAAUAAUAAUAAUUAUAAUAAUAAUAAUAAUAAUAAUUAUAAUAAUAAUAAUAAUUAUAAUAAUAAUAAUAAUUAUAAUGGUAGUGGUUUUAUUCUAGGGAAAGAAACAAAACAUGAACCUACAAUGGAGAUGCACACAAUUGGAAAGCCUUUUUACGACAUAGAUAAAAGAGCUCAUUUAAAGGAGGCAUACAUUAAAUUAUUGGGGAACGAAAAUGUAUAUGAAACAAAAAAAAAUUAUCAUUGUAAUGUUACUAAACAAAUUGAGAAUGUACCUAAGAUAAGGAAUGCAAAAGGUUACAAUGAUUUAUUUAUGAAAAUAGAAAACCUAAAUGAAUUAAAUUUAGAAACAUGUUAUAAGGAUGAACAGAAUAGAUAUCCUGAUAGGAAAAAACUAGAAUUCAUGAAUGAAAAGAAGUCUGAAGAAUUCAUAAAAAUGAAAAAGGGGAAUAGUAUCCCUUAUGAUGAAGCUUUUAAUUUUUUGUGUGGAUAUAUAGGAAAAAAUAUUAAUGAUUAUAAGACAUAUGAUGAUGAUUUUAACAAUAUGGAUAUAUAUAAUAAUAAUAAUAUGAAUAAUAAUAUUAAUAUGAAUAAUAAUAGUAAUGUUCAUAGUAAUAAUUACAAUAAUAUUCAUAGUAGUAAUUAUGUUAAUAAUUAUGUUAAUAAUUAUGGUAAUAUUCAUAGUAAUAAUUAUAGUAACAAUUAUAGUAAUAUUCAUAGUAAUAAUAAUUCUUCUUAUUAUAAUAAUUUAAAUGAUUCUAUAAAAAAUGAAGAAAAAAAAGAUGUAAUGUUUAAUGAAAAUAUAAAUAAUAACGAAUCAUGGGGCUUUGACAAAGACGGAAGUUAUAAGUAUUUAAAAAAUAAUAAGUUUGAAAGCGAUAAAUAUAAUGGAUAUAUAAUUAAAAGAGAGGAAGAAGAUAGUUGUCUUAAAAGUAAGAGUUUGUGUUUUAAUAAAUAUAAAAGGGAACAUGGGAGUUAUCAUAAAGGUAGUGAUCUCUUUUUAUAUAAGAAUGAAUCAGUGUUCGGCAAAAGAAUUGACAACAACAAUAAUAAUAAUAAUAAUAAAAAUAAUAAUAAUAAAAAUGAAAAUAAUAAUAAAAAUAAUAACAACAACAAUAACAACAAUAACAACAACAAUAAUAAUAAUAAUUAUAGUAGUAGUAGUAGUGCUUUUAAUUUUUCAAGUAGAAAAAAAGAAUCUCCUUUUCUUUCCUUUCAUAAAGGUGGGAAAGACGUAAAUGAUAAAGAUAGUAUUAAUAAUGUAUCUAGUAUGAAUAUGUAUAAUAACAAUACAUUUUUUAUAAAAAGUAGAUGUAGCAAUGAUUAUGAAAAUACAAAAGUUGUCGAAGAGGUAAAAGAGGAAAUAUGUAAAGGAAGAGAGAAGAAUGGGAAUAAUAAAAAUGAUAUGGAUAACAAUUUGAAAAAUAAAAGUAUGAUAUCUAAUUUAAAAAUGAAAAAGAAACAAAGUACAGAUAUAAUAAAAGAAUUAAGUAGUGAAGAACUAAAAUCGUUAUUAACAGAAGAAGAUGAAAAUAGUAUGGAGAUAUUAUUAGAAUCUCUUUAUGAAGACAGGAUAUUACCAUUAUUAUUUAAUAUAAAAGGUAGGGCAGAUGAAUAUGAAUAUAGAGAAAUAUUAAGAAAUAAUAUAAAAGCAGCAUAUAGCUUAUAUCCAGAGAAAUAUAUAAUAAAAAGGAAUGAAAGUGGUGAUGAUUAUAUAAUAUAUUUUACAAACAAGAAAGUAUCAGAGGAUUAUUUUAUGUCUAUAAAUAAUUUAAAAGAUAUAUAUAGUUCAACUUUAUGGAAGCAAUUUGAAGAGUAUUUGGAUGAAAUAUCUAAAUCAGAGGAUGCAACCUUAUAUACAUUUACAGGAGGAAGAUAUGGUAUGGCAAAAGAAUUAAAAAAAAGAAAUCUUCCAUUUUUUGAAGGUUUAUUUCUGGGUCAACUUUGUCAUAUUGUUCAUAUAAGUACAAACAAAAAAAUAAUAGCAUAUGAAAACAAUUAUUUAAAGCCUAUAUCUCAAUGUCAUAAGUAUACAAGUGCAAAGAAGGGUAUUAUAAAUGGAAGUGAAAAGAAUGUAGAAAAUUACAUAAUGACUAUUAGUGAGUUGAGACAUUAUAUGAAUAAGCUUUUGAAAUAUUAUAAGGGUGGUUUUAAUAUAUCAACAUUGAAGAAAAAAUUAAAAAAUAGAUUUAACAAGCAAAUAUGUGAGAGUGUCUUUCAUUGUAUUAAAUUGAUUGAGGUAUUACAAUUAGAGGAAUUAAAGGAUGUAUGUGUGGUUGAUAUGGACACUAAAAUAGUUAGGAGUGUUACUGAUUCGAUGUAG